Molecule: messenger RNA, 1265 nt
Organism: Hemiscyllium ocellatum (epaulette shark)
Lineage: Eukaryota; Metazoa; Chordata; Chondrichthyes; Orectolobiformes; Hemiscylliidae
Exons: 9
Coding region: 84-1181 (365 amino acids)
Source: RefSeq, a predicted model, not a curated record
AGCGCUGAGCGCUAGGGAGUGCGUUCGGUGCCUUUGCUCCAUUAAUCUGUGUAUUGAUCUUUUAAUAUAAAUGAGGACGCUAAAUGUCGUGGUUGGAUGCGGACGACGAUGAUGAAGAGGACGACGACUACCAGCUCCCGGAGGGGGUUUCAGAGGGUUGGCGACGUGGACCGAUGGUUCCGCCCCGACGUGUGUUUAAAGUUGGCGAUCUGGCGCCGGCCCUCUCCCCCGUGCAGACUGGCCUGGGCUCACACUUGAGUCCUGAAGCUGGACUUCAGUCUCCAACUAGACCCAAAGCCAAGCCAUUCCGGGACAGCGACAAGACUACCCAAGAACGAGACGAUAUGUACGAGGUGGAAGAGUUGCGAGACUUCCUCUUUCCAAGAAUACACCAAUUCCAUACUAUCUCCAACUUAUUUUUUGACCUGUCAAUCAAUCAAAUUCAAGAUUCUCAACUGCAACCUGAUCUAGCCACAAAUGAAGAAAAUGAAGUAUCCAAUCUCUUCAUGUUUUGCGAUGAGGGAUGUGAAGAUGGCCUUCUUCAUGAUGCAAGGGAAAAGAUGUCACAUCCAGAUAGAGGUUUUGCAACAAUCCACACACGUCCAAAAGAAAAGCAAGAAUGCACGAGGCGAAGCCUUAAGCACAAACCUCUUCAUACUAAGUUAUUUGAAGAACUGUCAAAAGGUCAAUUUCCUUUUGACUGGAGCAAGAGAAAUGGUGGGGCACUUGGAAGUAAAGGAACAAUGACAACCCAAAGAAGGAGAGAGAGGGAGCUUCAACACAGUACAGAAGAUGAGGUGCUGUCAUUUGAUCUGACAGUGGCAGCCACUGACUCAAAUACUGUUCUUUCCUCUGAGUUAAAAAGAAAUGACAAAAGCGUUAAAAUACCAACAGUGACUCAAGCAAAUGGAAUUCAGGGGUGUAAGACUAAAAAUGUUCAGCAGUCACACAAGGAAUUUACAGAUGGUGCACCUGAAACUCAUGCUUUCAGUUUGAAGACACAUAAUGGCCUCUGUUCUUCACUAUCAAUUCCGUCUAGUCAAAAAUUACACAGCUACCACAACCCUCUUCAGGGUGCAUCAGCUUCGUUCAUUCAUCGGCUGACAGAAAUAGCUGGUUUGGAAUGCGAUACCAUUCGGCAAGAAAAAAUACGCAAACUGAAGAAGAGAUCAGAUUGCUGAAGAUAUUUUAGUUGUUUCACUAUAUAUUUCAAUGCUAAAGCAAAACCGUACUGAAUCAGAUAUGACUAAUGAGACUGACAUAAC